AUGCUCACAGACGGUUCUAGUCUACCAGCAAUUGGAAGUGUGAUGUACCCAGUUCCAGAAUGGACCGAGGAGGAACAAGUACCAUGUUCCACAGCAGUAGCCAGUUCUGAGUAUGAUGCGAAAAAAGAGGCAGAGGAAUUUGUAAGGGAAAAGAAAGACAAAAAAUGCCUGAGAGUUAGACAUAUUGAUGAUGUCAUUGGUAAAGGUGUUUUUGCACUUAGAGAUUUCUCCAAAGGGGAGUUUUUGCUUGAGUAUGCUGGGGAGCUUUUAAGGUUUGCAGAAGGCAGAAAGAGAAUGAAGGACUACCCCUUGAAUUUAGGAAGUUUCAUUUACUUGUUUAGUUUCAAGGACAAACAAUUUUGGGUGGAUGGAACUUACUCAAAACAAAAAGGGAAAUAUGUGAAUGAUGCAGCCCCUAAAUCAAAACAAAAUAAUUCUGUAAUGAAAAUACUUGAAGUAGACGGAGUUCCACAUCUUGUGCUAUAUGCAUCAAGAAAAAUUUGUAAGGGGGAAGAAAUACGUUAUGACUACGGAGAAAAGAACCUUCCUUGGAGGAAAAAAGAAACAAAAAGAGAUGAAAUACCAAAAGAAACAAAGGAACCUAAGAAAGGAAAUGAAAAAGAAGAAUUGGCACAGAUGAUGUCCUGUAAAGUAGUGUUGCAAAAAUUAAAAAUAAAUUCACCUUACACAACUCCAACAAAUGUCGAUGACAACCAGAAUGUUGAAGAUUUGGCUGAAGGGGAGGCCAUAACCUCAGGGGACUUGGGACUCCCACAAUUGCAUAGCCAGAAUGAUGAAGAUUUGGCUGAAGGGGAGGCCAUAACCUCAGGGGACUUGGGACUCCCACAAUUGCAUUGCCAAAAUGUUGAAGACUUGGCUGAAGGGGAGGCCAUAACCUCAGGGGACUUGGGACUCCCACAAUUGCAUAGCCAGAAUGAUGAAGAUUUGGCUGAAGGGGAGGCCAUAACCUCAGGGGACUUGGGACUCCCACAAUUGCAUAGCCAGAAUGUUGAAGACUUGGCUGAAGGGGAGGCCAUAACCUCAGGGGACUUGGGACUCCCACAAUUGCAUAGCCAGAAUGUUGAAGAUUUGGCUGAAGGGGAGGCCAUAACCUCAGGGGACUUGGGACUCCCACAACCAGGCAACCAGAAUGUAGAACAUUUGGUUGAAGAUGAGGACAUUGCCUUGGAGGAGGUGGAACUCCUACAAUUGGAUGCUGAUGAGACAAUAGAAAAAAAUGUUCAGCUAUCAGUGGCAGAUUUGUCUUAUCAAGAAAGAGCAUCUUUGCAAGUUGAGAGAAUAUGGGCCCAGUCAGAGAUAACAGAUUUCAUAAUUGGGUCAGUUCAUGGAAUUAAUAUCACUGACCGAGAUAUUAAAUCACUUCAAGGAAAUCAGUGGCUGACAGAUCAGGUCAUCGAUGGAUAUUUGAAGAUUCUUUGUCAGACAGAACUUGAUAAAGGACAGUUGAUUCUGCAUGUUCCAGUUCAGACUAUGACAGCUAUUAGCACAGGGAAAUAUUUUAAUGACCAGUCUUCAAAAAUUUUUUCAAAACAUGUCCUGACAUAUUAUGACACUGUUCUAGGAGUGUGUCACCUGAGAGGAUCACACUGGGUACUCGUGAUUUUGCGGCCAUGUGAAGGAAACUUCUACUUCCUUGAUUCCAUGGGAUUCUCAAAAGAAAGGGCCAAUAAAGUACUACAUUAUUGGAGAAAUUUUUUGAGCAUGAGGUGUUUGGAGAAACAAAUCUCUUGGAAACUGUGCCACCAAGAAUUGUCUAUGCAAACAGAUGGCUACAAUUGUGGAGUUUUUUCAACACUGUUUGCAAGAAAAUUUUUGGCUCAUCAGCCCCUUACAAGUAUAACUAAAGAAGAAUUGAACCAAGAAAGGAGACAUAUUGCAGAGAAACUUUUACAAUACGAAGUGUUUCUGAAGUAUUCAUGUCCUUGCUGUGGACUUGAGAUUUCCAGUGAAGAGAAGAUUCCUUGUAUAAUCUGUGGAAGGAAUUUUCACAAAAAAAGUUUCUGUGUGGGAGAAGAAAAUCUUGCAGAGGAAACAGUGAGCAUUCUUUGCAGAGGAUGCAAUCAGGAAUUACAGAUUUCCUCAGAGCAGAAGAUAAAAGAGAAAAAAGAAGCAGGUUUUCCAGAAGGUGCUAUUGACAUCCUUAUCUGUGGGAGGUGUAACACACAAUAUGAGGAUAUAGAGGCAUUUUUAGCACACAAACAAGCAAUCUGUUCUUUCAAGAAGAUGUUUUCAGCAAGUGAUCAAAAGCUAAAGGAACCAAUUAAACAAGAAACUCAACAUGUAGAUCUUACCCAGCAUACAGAAUCCUCAGAGGCUGCAUCAACAGAAUGUUCCCCAUCUCAUACUACAGAGUCUUUUAAGGCCCAAUCAGCAGAGACAUGCACAUCUCAAAUGUCUUCAACAGAAAAAAAUAACAUAUUUACAAAUGAAAAGAUCACAUCAGAAAUAAAAACCAAACUUGCCUCAAAGAUCAAAAAGAGACCCCAUAGACCAUGCCCAUUUUGCAACAAAAUGCAGUCGGCACUAAGCAGACACAUACAGAAGUGUCACAAAGAGGAAGAAGAGGUUAAAGCUGCACUAAAGUUGCCAGGACCAGAAAAGCAACAAGCUUUUAAAAACAUGAAAAGACAAGGAAUUUAUCAGUACAAUGUUAAAGCGCUAUGCAAUGAGUCUGAAGAAGAACUGAUAAAAGAAAGAAAAACUGCUGCACAUAAAUCUUACACACAAAUGGCAAUGUGUUCCCUUUGCAAGGCAUUUUUAAAUAAAAAUACAAUGCAUCGCCAUAAAAAAAUAUGUAAAAGGGCAGAGGAAACAACAAUACCACCUUGUGGAAUUUCACUAAAUGUGUUUAAAGAAGUAGAGUAUCCUGCAAGUUAUGUUCAGUUUGUUUACACUAGAAUUCAAGCAGAUGAUGUUGGAAUGAAAAUAAGGGAUGAUACCUUCAUUAAGGACUAUGGUUUCAUGGAGUACCAAGCAAUUGAGGGAUCAAGUUUUAAACUGACAGAAAAACUAAAUACACUGCGAUCAAAAUUGAGAAGACUUGCCAGGCUUUUCAUGGAGUUUCAAAAAAUUGCUUCAGAGGCAGGAGUUGUAGUAAAACAUUGCUCUGAAAUGUUUAAUGUAAAAUCUAUUAAACUACUUAGCACUGCAGUUAAUUCUAUGACAAUUGACCCUGAAGGUGAAAUGAAAAGUGGAUUAAGAUUGGGGCUAAGAUCUUUAAUUCUUGAAGUGAGCAACUCAAUCUACUCCACUCACAUGCUUAUGGGAGAAGACGACAAAGCGCUUGAGGCUGAGAAGUUUAGAAAAGUCCUUCAAGUUCGAUGGAAAUCCUUCUUUAGAUCAGCACAGGAAGCAAUUAUUAAGAAGAGGCAAAAUGAAUCAAGAGACCCAAAACGUCUGCCCUCUGUUGAGGAUAUUAGGCAAAUUCAACAGUUUACAAAAAGCAGUGUAAAAGAAUUAGUAAGUGAUGCAACAUAUUCACUAAUGACCCAAACUUUGUUUUGUAAACUUAGAAACUUCAUUGCCAGUCGUCUAACAUUAUUUAAUGCUAGAAGAGGAGGGGAAGCAACUAGACUCACUGUUUCAGAGUUAAAGGAUGCUUUUAAAGACAAAUGGGUAGAUGAGUCAUUUAUAAAGAAAGACACUGAAAGUGAUGAUUUUGAAAAAAUGGCAUGUCAGCUUAAAUGUGCUUAUCUACAUUCUUCUAAGAAGUCAGAACUAGUGCCUGUCAUAAUUCCAGAGGAUUGCUGGAAGGGACUCCAAAUGCUUGCUGAUGUUGAAAAUAGAAAACUGGCGGGCAUACAUCCUCAAAAUGAAUUUGUAUUUGCCAAUACCGAAGAUUCAGUUGACCAUGUGAGUGGAUGGCAAUGUGUACGUGAUGUAUGUGAGAAAGCCGAUGUGCCUAGAAACAUAACUGCAACGGAUAUGAGACAUUUUGUAGCUACUCACUAUGCAUCCCUAGAAGUUCCUCAGCAGGAAAGAGACUUUUUUAUCCAAAAACAUAUGGGUCAUUCAAAAUUUAUAAAUGAAAAUGUUUACCAGUGCCCUCCUGCUGUCAGAGAGAUAAAAAUGGCAGGAAAAUUUCUAAUGACACUGGAUUCAUAUGAAGGUGAAAAUGAAAUAGUUGACCAAAAUGAAAUCAACAGCAGUCUGUGUUUUCCAGAAGAAGCGUUGUCAAAUGAGAACAGUUGCAUUGAUGAAACUUAUAAACCUGACAGCGAAAUUGACUCUGUGAAAGAACAGUCCAAGAAUGAACAUGGAAUUAAACGAAAGUAUAUUAGUAGACCUCAGGAAGCAAAGAGAUCAAGGAAGGAUGUUGAUGAGUCUGAUUCAUCAAGUGAACAUGAUGUCGGACCAGAAGAAAUCAAAGAAAUAAGACAAGAGCUUGACCUUAAUAUAAAGUCUAGAAGUAAACGACACAUCUGGACAAACGAUGAAAAUUCACUUAUAAGUGGAUAUUUUGCUGAAGAAAUAAAAAAUAGAGAAGAAGAAGGAAACAAAGGGGCAUUGAAUAUAAAGGAUAAAGUCAAGAGGUUUAUUGAACAAUACCCAGACUUUCUGAAGGAAGAAGAAGUUGCUAAGAGGAAAUCCAUGAUCAGAAUAAAGGUUAUAAACAACAGAAGAAGAUUUAGAGAAGAGUUUUUUAAAAAAUAUGGACCAUUAUUUAAUUGUGAAAAAAAGGAGAGAACAAAAUAAGCCUAUUGGAGUCAUGGAGCAAAAGGAUUCAUGUUGGAAUUUUAUAGGACUGUUCAAGUAGCAAGCCUUUAAGCAUUACAUGUGGAAUUGAUAUUGAAUAACGAAGAAAUUCUUGAUUUCCAUUCAAAGUCAGGAAUGGUGAACAUUUAAAAAGCAUCUCUAGUCUCAUGUUGAAGAAUUCAUAAUGCAGUCUACAACCUGAAGAGCAAUUUUUAUAAUUAUUAGCUUCUUGCAGAAGAAUUUAUAUUGGAGUCUGUAAAUAGAAGAUAUUUCAUAUUUAGAAGAUUUCAUAUUGGAAUCUUCAGUUAGAGGAUUUCAUAUUGGAAUCUUCAUUUAGAAGAUUUCAUAUUGGAGUCUUCAUUUAGAAGAUUUCAUAUUGGAAUCUUCAGUUAGAAGAUUUCAUAUUGGAAUCUUCAUUUAGAAGAUUUCAUAUUGGAGUCUUCAUUUAGAAGAUUUCGUAUUGGAGUCUUCAUAUAGAAGAUUUCAUAUUGAAGUCUUCAUUUAGGAGAUUUCAUAUUAGAGUCUUAUAGAAGAUUUUUUUCUUUCUUUUUUAAUUUAUUUAAAAAAAUUUAAAUUGGGAAAUUCCCUGUAGGAUGAUUCAUUUUUGAGUGAGUCAGGAGAUUAUUUUGGAGUCUGUCUGCAGAAAUAUCUUCAAAAAAUUCAAUUUGGAAGUUAACCAGAAUAUUUCAUGCUGGAUUUUAUCUUAUGUGCAACAAGUUCAUCAUGGAGUCUUCCGUGGAGAUAACUUAUGUGAGAGUGGAAUCUUCAAGCUUUUGUUUAAAAUACUAACACAGAGAACAGUAUUCAAAUCUAUAACUAUUUUUUUUUCAAACUGAAAGACUCAAUUUGAAAUGACAUUUUGUGGGUCAGUACCAAGGCCAUGCUCUAGGUAUGAACAGUUUCUAAGGUUGAUAAAACAGGACUACCAACAGCCUCGAUUGAAGUCAUCUUUUCGUAAGUUCUUACAAUCUUCCACUGGGUCGCAUGCUGACUGACGUUUUUCAUACUAAUUGUUAGACCGUAAUGAAUAACCUAAUUGUCUGCAGCUUUUCUCCAUUUUACCGAUUACGACAAAUAGCACACGGCGGGUGUGACUGGUCAGCAGAGGAUGCUUACUCCCCCUUGGCACCCGAACCUAUCUCUAAUUCUUUUAGAGGUCUUUGUUUGCUUUGCUCCUGUAUUUUGACUUUUGAUUUUGAACACUGUUUAUUAUCACCACAUGUCAUCAUCAAAACUUACUUUGAAAAAAAUUAUCUUGUCGAAAACUCUAUAGAAAAUAUACUUUGAUUUAUCACAUGUUUAGCUCAAUAUCACUCGUGUAAUAAAUUUUUGAUUGUACACUGUAUUCUUAAACAAUGUGACGUCAUAAUCAAACAUUAAAGGUAGCUUAGGCAGUUGAUUGACAUAGAAUAAAAGAGUAAAAAAAUAUUUCUUUUGAAAAAUGUGGAGUUGUUAAUGUGAAGCAUUUAAUGCUGUUUUAUUUGCUUUCAUGAAUUGAUAAAAACCUAUGUUCGAAAAUGAAAUGUUUGUUUGUUAAUCUUUAGAGAACUUUUUUCUGUGUGUAAAGUUUUUUACACAUCUUGUAAUGAUAUGUUGAGCAGUUCACAAUUAAAGUUUUUAUAGAAAAGAUUGGGGUUAACCAAGAGACAUGGUAAAGCAUGUGAUAAAAAGAAUCUCUCACCAAGGCUCAAGGAUAGAAAGCACACUAUGAGUUCAAUAAAAAUCAGAUACCAGGCACG
Magallana angulata is the source of this 6455-nucleotide messenger RNA. RefSeq lists its product as uncharacterized. The transcript is spliced from 28 exons. Gene Ontology annotation, biological process: DNA integration; proteolysis; DNA recombination. The record is from RefSeq and is a predicted model, not a curated record. Gene Ontology annotation, molecular function: cysteine-type peptidase activity; DNA binding; protein binding. Bases 1 to 4716 code for a protein of 1571 amino acids. Lineage: Eukaryota; Metazoa; Mollusca; Bivalvia; Ostreida; Ostreidae.